CUUUUUGUAAGAUCGAGAGCGAUGUAGUGCGGUCAAAUUGUCAAUUGCGCGCUGAUUGGUAGAACGUCAAAAAAGACAAUGUUCUUUGCAACUCCCGGUGCACGGCUGUUUAUCUGCCUAUAACGAAAUGCCUCUGUAGUCGCCAUAUUGUUUUAACAUCGACUGACAUUUGUAAGACACCACGUGACAUAAACUUGUGCUUGCCAGAAACAAAAAAAGUGAAUUUGUCUCUUUUGAUAUGGCAAUUCGAAUUCAAAUCAUUGCAGUUACUGUGUCGAUUGAGUGAAGUGUUUGUGCUUAUCCUCUCCGCUUUAACUGUAAUAAACCCAGUUUCAUUGGGCUUUUUGCUUUACGCAAAAUGUAUUAUAAGUGCUGCAUGUGUAAUGCUACGCGACAGGACGCUAUUUUGUACCAUUUCCCAUCCAAUGAGAAAAGACUCCAAAUGUGGUUAAAGUGUUUACCUUCGGCUCGGGAUGAUUUGAAAGCGCUAACGCAAAAGCAGCUUUCGAAGUUGUUUGUAUGCUCAAAACACUUUGAAGUGCGGUUUGUCACCCAGAAAUCUCGUCUCGUAGGAUCGGCGUAUCCUACACUUUUCAGUGCAGAGGAGAUAUCAAGAGGAACACCAUCUCAAAAUGAGAAUGUGGACCCACAGACCGAUCAUACUUACUGCCGAAAGAGACACUUUGACCAUACUUAUGCAAAACAGAAACCUUUAGCAGAAUUACCUUUAAACACAGGAGGAAUGCAACCUGUGGAUGUACCAGGAACAUCUCACAUAUCAGUGGCAUGUGAAGACUUCCCGUCAACCACUGGCACAACCACUUUUUCAGGCUCGCUGAAUACAGUGGUGUUAAAGACCAAGGCAAGGGCAAGAAAACGCAUUAUAAAUAAAAUAAAAGAUUUGACACCAACUGGUAAAGUUAUAUAUAAAGAAUACCAGAAAGCCAAAGAUGAGGCUAACUUCCUGAAGAGAGCUCGAAGAGCUUUAAAAUUCAGCAAGGACAAGUCCUUUGAAGAAUUAACCAAGGAAAUGAAUCCAUUUGCAAAAACUAUCAUGAAAAUGCAAAUUAAUUUAUGCUCAAAAAGUAAAAAAGGGCGACGCUUUACUGAGGAAGAAAAAUUAAUAGCAUUGUCCAUAAUGAAACAAAGUCCUAAGUGCUACAGAUUUUUACACAAAAUUUUCGUCUUGCCCUCACGAUCAACUCUAAAUAAAAUGGUUGCAAAGCUCUCUAUUGGACCAGGAAUUUGUCAACAAGUGUUUGACUUACUAAAAAAAGAGGUUGCUACGUGGGAUGAGAAAAAAAAAAUUUGUUCAGUCAUCUUCGAUGAGAUGUCAUUAGACACAGCUCUAACAUAUGAUAAAAACAGGGACUGCAUCAAUGGCUUUGUAGAGUUAAACGAAAAGCAGAACCAGUUUGCCGACCAUGCUCUUGUUUUCAUGCUCAGAGGAGCGGUGUACAAGUGGCAGCAACCCAUUGCUUUUUAUUAUUGCCAGGGGGCCACAUCAGGGACUGAGCUUAAAAAAAUUCUAAGAGAUGUUGUGGCUGUUCUUGUGGAAUGUGGUCUGAAGCCUAUUUGUGUCAUUUGUGAUCAAGGCACAUCGUUUCAAGCAGCCUUGAAAAGCUUUAGAGAGGACACUAAGCGUGAUCAAAUACUUGCAGAUCAAGAACCAGAUGGCUCAGUUACUAUCAGCGGCGUUAAUCUGAGCAUUAUUUAUGACCCGUCACAUUUGAUUAAAGGAAUUAGAAAUAAUUUCUUAAAUAAAAACAUUGUCAUGGAUGGUAAAAUAUCCAAGUGGACUGAUAUUGUGGAUGUCUAUGAAACUGACUGUAAACACACAGAAUCUAGACUCCUUCAUAAAUUGAAUGACCAACAUGUCAUUCCUGAAAAAAUCAAGAAGAUGAAAGUGAAGAACUGUGUCAAAGUGCUGAGUUCAACAGUAUCUGCAGCUUUGUCCUAUACAGCUCAAUUUUCACACUAUGCGGAUGGCAGGCCAGUCAGUGGCACAAUAAAGAAUACCGCUGAAACAGUCCUGUUUUUCGACAGACUGUUUGAUAGCAUCAAUGGAGCAGGAUCUGCAAAAGAAGCCAGGGGCAAACUAAGAACUGCAGUGACAAAAAAAUCACCACACCAUAAAUUUUGGACAGAAGCAAUCAGGAAAUUGGAAAAUUUGAAAUUUAUUGAUUCUGCAGGGAAGGAAAAAUCGGUGCCCUCAGUAAAAAACUUUGUUAUAACUUUAAAAAGUUAUAUGAGGCUGUGGCAAAUUUUGCAUGAACAACAUAUAAAAGUGAUGCGGCCCAGAUAUUUUAAUUCUGACCCAAUCGAAAAUUUUUUUGGUCAGGUAAGGGCCUAUAAUUAUAGGAAUAAUGAUCCAAAUUGCCACAGCUUCAAUUGUACAUUCAAAUCAUUAUUGAUUACCAGAUUUAUAAAAUUUCACAGUGAAAACUUCAACUGUGAGGAUGACCCGGCAGAUCAAGUUUUGAACCUACAGGUUUUAUUUGAUGAAAAAAAAAGUAAUGAAUCAAGGCCGGGUAAUUCUCCAAGUGAAAAAAAUAUUGAAGUGAUUGUGGAGCAGGCCCGACGAGAAAGAAUGAAUAUUCACUCGCGGGCCUACACUGCUGGAUGGGUAGUAAAAAAAAUUUUUAGUAAAUUGAAAAUUAGUUGUAAAAAUUGUAAUAACUCAAUGACUUCCGAACGAGGCGAUAUUCAUGACUGGAUAAGUCAUAGAGAGUACAAUAAAGCAAGAAAAGUAUUGAAAUACCCAUCCGAAGCAGCAGUAAGGUGUUUUGGUACAGUCGUAAGAGAAACAAAUGAAUACUUAGAAAUAAAUGCUCAUAACAAUCAAGUAGCUAAAAAAAUCAGCGACCAUAUAUUUGCUAAGUAUUCAUUUGAUUUCAUAGACUGUACCGAACACAAAUCAGUGCUCCUGACACACUUCAUUGUUUUAACUGUGAGGUUCACAAUAAUGAAUUGGUGUAACAUAUUAAAUAAAAUUUUAAAGGGCACCGACGUUUCAAGACUGCAAGAAAAAGAUUUGCCUGCGAUGCAAAAGAAAGCAUUCGAAAAAUUCAAAAAGAAAUUAAAAAAUAAAUCGUUUAAUAAAUAACAUACUGUUUUAUUUAAUGAAUCCCAAAAAAGUUAAAGUUAUAGUCUUGAAAGAAAAUGUUAUAGUAGGUAGUACCUCUACA
Molecule: messenger RNA, 3188 nt
Organism: Helicoverpa armigera (cotton bollworm)
Lineage: Eukaryota; Metazoa; Arthropoda; Insecta; Lepidoptera; Noctuidae
Exons: 8
Coding region: 359-3106 (915 amino acids)
Source: RefSeq, a predicted model, not a curated record